Penicillium crustosum is the source of this 285-nucleotide messenger RNA. RefSeq lists its product as uncharacterized. Lineage: Eukaryota; Fungi; Ascomycota; Eurotiomycetes; Eurotiales; Aspergillaceae. The transcript is spliced from 2 exons. Bases 1 to 285 code for a protein of 94 amino acids. The record is from RefSeq and is a predicted model, not a curated record.
AUGCUAUCUUUUCUCUUCUUUCUUACCCUCCAGGUAAUUCUACUUGGCGCUUGGGUCGCUGGUUAUCUAGACCCAUAUCAGAAACAGCUCCAAGAGCUCUUGUUGGACUACAUGGGUGAGACAAAGGUGUCUUAUGGAUUGAAAAAGAGCCUCACAGGCAAGAAACUCACCGAGGACCAGAACCUAAGCAAGAUUCAAGAUCAACUCGGGAACCAACUGGGCGGCAUAUUUGGGAAAGGAGGUCUGGGAGAAGGGGUUGGUUCUGUGUUGAGUAAAGGUCUUUGA